Molecule: messenger RNA, 2163 nt
Organism: Paramecium tetraurelia
Lineage: Eukaryota; Ciliophora; Oligohymenophorea; Peniculida; Parameciidae
Exons: 6
Biological process (GO): protein phosphorylation
Molecular function (GO): protein serine/threonine kinase activity; ATP binding
Source: RefSeq, a predicted model, not a curated record
AUGCAUUUAUUAAAAAACACAGUAUGCAAUAAUGAGUAUUAGAAUUAUUUAAAUUUAAAAUUGAAUAAAUAAUCCAUUUAAUCCAACAAUUCAUUAAAUCAUAGAUAGUCAAUUGAAGAUAUGCUUUAAUAUUAAAAAAUACUCAAAGGAUCCUAAUAAUCUUAACCAGGGAAAACAAAAAAGACUGAAAGUGAAUCUAAGUCAACCAAUUUGAGCCAGAUUAAAACCGAAUAUUCUUCUGCUUCUAAUUAAUAAUUCUUAAAAUAAAAGAGCAAAGAAGAAACGACUUCAUAUGAUCCAAACAAAUAAAUACUCAUAAUUCUCUAUUAUAAAUAAUAAAAAUACACUUAUUCGUAUGAAUUUAAAAAUUAAACUACUGAUAAUUUAUAUAAUUAUUUGAUCCAAUAAAUAGCAUGCAUAGAAAGGUCAUUUACAAAACUUGGAAGUGGAACAGGCUCAACUGAAGGAGAUUAAAUAUAAUAAGAAUUAAAUAAAAUAUGUCAAUUUUAAACAAUAUCAAAAAAUAUCCCAUAUGAUUACUAUUUAACAAUCUCUGGCUAAACUUUGGACGUUUUCAAAGGAAAAACGUUGCAGAUUUAGCCAUUUUAUUCAUAACCAAUAACAACAAAAAGAGUUGGAUUGAAGGACUUUACAUUAGUUAAAUGUAUAGGCGUUGGAGGAUUUUCAAGAGUAUAUAUGGUAAGAAAGAGAGACAAUGGGAAGUUUUAUGCCCUGAAACUGAUUGAUAAGAAAUUCAUUUUAGACAAUCAAAAAGAGAUUAUCGUACAAAAUGAAAGAGACAUUAUGGUUAGGAUGGAGAAUUAAUUUGUUACUCCAUUGUAGUACGCAUUUGAGACUAAAUAUUACAUUGCAUUUGUUCUGGAUUAUUGUGCUGGAGGCGAGUUGUUUUAUCAUCUACGCAAAUUGAAAAGAUUGAAUGAAUAAGAUGCUAAAUUCUAUUUUGUAGAAAUUUGCAUUGGUAUGGCUUAUCUACAUUCCUAACAUAUUGUAUAUCGAGACAUAAAGCCAGAAAACAUUCUGUUAGACUUAUAAGGUCACUUACUUCUAAGUGAUUUUGGUUUAUCAAAGCCUGAUAUGACACCAGAUGAUUUUGCCUAUUCGUUUUGUGGAUCUCCAGAAUAUAUGGCUCCAGAAAUGCUGAUGAAAACUGGUCAUAACUAUUUAGUGGAUUGCUAUUGCUUAGGGGCCUUGCUUUAUGAAUUAGUUACAGGGUUGCCUCCAUUUUAUUCUCAUAAUACUCAAGAAAUUUAUAAUUCUAUUUUGACUGAAACUAUAGAAUUUCCAUAAUAUGUUCAAAUAUCACCUGUUUUAAAGGAUCUCAUAUUGUAACUGCUUUAAAAAGACCCUACAGAAAGAUUGGGUUAGAAUGGUGGCGUUGUUGAGAUUUUAACCCACAAAUGGUUUUAGGAUGUUGAUUUUGAAGCAAUUGCCAAUAAAAAAUUGAACACUCCCUAUAAACCAGAGCCUCUUAAAUAUAAUUUUGAUGAGGAGGAAUUUAGUAAAGGAGAUUCUGAGUUUAGGAAGUAAUAUUAAACCAAUAUGCAAAAAGAAUUCCAAAAUGUUGACACUGCAAACUAUGUAUUGAAAAACUUUUAUUACUCUCGAGAAUCCUAAGUUGGACUUGAUAAAACUAUAAGAAUCAAGGAGGUCAAUCUAAAUCAAAUAUAGAAUUUAGCAAUUCCUACUUAAUCUUCAUCUCCUUCCAAAAUUUAACUAUAAUCUAAGGGAGAAAAACAUCCUCAGUAAGUAGUUGCCUCUCCUCAAGAGGGAAAAAGAAUUAAUAGACAAGCUGGAAAAAGUGAAGUUUAUGAUUACUUUAAAAAGCAUGAUUUGUCUUCAAAGUAAUCUCAAUUACUACAUUAAUCUACCAAAUUAGGACAUUCUUAUUCAAAAACAAUGCAAUAAGCAUAAAGUUCUUUAUAAGAUUUGAAGUAAUUUAAAUUAUUUGUUGAUUAAUCAAAAGCUUUGUUAUGCACAGAUAGAACUAAUACCAUGCCAGAUUAAAACCUGAAAAAUUUUACAGAGAGACUAAAAACUGAACAAUUUGGAAAUCUAUCAUCUCCUAAAACCAUAACUAAUAGUUCGUUGAAUAAAUUGACCAACUUUUCCAAACUAUUUACAUCUGAGAAAUAAAAAUAAUGA